Neurospora hispaniola is the source of this 1717-nucleotide messenger RNA. RefSeq names its product SGNH hydrolase. The record is from RefSeq and is a predicted model, not a curated record. The transcript is spliced from 2 exons. The coding region runs from base 28 to 1356 and encodes 442 amino acids. Lineage: Eukaryota; Fungi; Ascomycota; Sordariomycetes; Sordariales; Sordariaceae.
CACCGUUCAAGAUCCGUCCUCGCCGCCAUGUUCGGUUCAUCGUUCUCAGGCUUCGGCCUGAAGAAUAUCCUGAUUACUGGAGUGUUGCUCUUGUGCCCAUCUUCCUCGGUUUCCGCGAAGAGCUCAAACCAAUGGAUCGAUAUCUGGGGCUCCAUGCCGCAGCUUGUUGAGUCUGAAAACCUUCCUCCAGCUCCAUAUAACGGCGGAGACACAGUCUUCAAAAACGCCACCCUGCGCCAGACAGUCUACAUCACUCAAGAUGCCUCGACCAUCCGGUUGAGCUUCAGCAACGCCUUCGGCGGCUCUGAGCUGCCUAUCACCGCAGUCACCGUCGCACUGCCCGCAUCUAGAGCAGGGGCCGGCUCCGGCGCUAUCAAGCCCGGGACCAUCAAGACCGUCACAUUCUCAGGAGGCCACCCAGACUUUCUCGUUCCCAACGGCGCCGUGGUCGUCUCGGACCCCAUCAAGUUUCAAGUCAAGGCCCAGUCCGUCCUGACCAUCACGCUCUACCUCGCCUCCGGCCAGGCCGGCCAGUCCAUCACUGGACACCCCGGCAGCCGCACAACCAGCUGGCUUGCGCAGGGCAACCUCGUCUCUGCUGCCAACUUGUCCUCCACCGCUGGAGUAGCAAGCACUGACCACUGGUAUUUUCUCUCCUCCAUCGAGGCCUACCAGCCCGAGCGUGCCUCCGCCCUCUACCUUGUGGGCGACUCCAUCACCGACGGCCGCGGAUCCACCACCAAUGCCAACAACCGCUGGCCGGACCAGCUUCUCGCUCGCCUUCAAAAAGCCGGUCGUUCGCUGUCAUCGAUCUCCGUCAUUAACCAAGCCGCCGGCGGGAACCGCGUCCUAGCCGACGGUCUCGGUCCCAACGCCCUCGGCCGCAUCGAGCGCGACGUUCUCGCCCGCCCUGGUUCCGGGGUUCGCUACGCGCUCAUCUUUGAGGGGGUAAACGACAUCGGUACCGCACCCCUCGAUCAGGUCGCCCAACAAUCCGUCGGCGACCGACUGAUCUCUGCCUACGAGCAGAUGAUCACUCGCCUACACUCCCACGGGAUCGCGGCGUUCGGGGCAACCAUUACGCCUAUGAGCGGGCCGGGACAGGCGUAUGGUGAGCCGGAGAGGGAGAAGACGAGACUAAGGGUCAAUGAGUGGAUUCGGAGGAGUGGGAGGUUUGAUGCGGUAGUGGACUUUGAUAUGGCUGUGAGGGAUCGGGGAAAUAAGACGAUGCUGGAUAAGAGGUGGGAUAGUGGGGAUCAUUUGCAUUUGAAUCCGGAGGGGUAUCGGGUAAUGGCAGAGGCGGUGGAUUUGGAGAUUUUUGAGAGGUUUGCUGAUGGGGUGGAUAGGUAUUUGUAGAGUUGUUGGCGAGUGGUGGGUCGGUAGGCAGUAGUUGGAGAGGUUCAUUGGUGAUCGGAAUUUGUUCAUGCUUUCGUCAUCAUUGCACCGGUCGCUUGGACUGGAAUAUCCGGUCUAGGCCAGCGUAUAGAGUUCAUUUGUGUGAAAUGGGCGUCCUUGAUGUAUAUCAGGCUUCUUCCUGCCGUGGUUUCAAUUUUCCUUUCUUUUUGUUGGAGUGUCAUCGUCAAAAGUUGAGUUUGAACGCUGCCGAUGUUGUGUGCCUUUUGGAUGGUCCAAAGCACCUCGAGGAGUGAUCUAGACCAGAGUUCAGAGAUUGAAAAAAAAAAAAAAAAUAAAAAAAAUAAAAAAAAAAAAAUUUAAA